Molecule: messenger RNA, 6465 nt
Organism: Thyridium curvatum
Lineage: Eukaryota; Fungi; Ascomycota; Sordariomycetes; Thyridiales; Thyridiaceae
Exons: 4
Coding region: 1-6465 (2154 amino acids)
Molecular function (GO): protein binding
Source: RefSeq, a predicted model, not a curated record
AUGAAUCACCCGGAUCACUGGAGCAACUCGUGGUUAACACUGGCCCAGGACCAAGGAAAGCUUGAGGUUCAUAUCCCGAAGGCCUUCUCCGAAGAGCGACCGCCAGUGAAUUACUCACAUACAUCGUUCAAUAUCGCCAUCGACGAGCAUGCAGUUGCAGCGUCCUAUCCUAACCUCGGCCAGCAUGAUCUUUCGUCCAUGAUGAUCCCGGGAGCCAACAUAUGGGACCUUGGUCUCCCCUCGACCACGCCGCGAGGCACUGAGGAUUACCUCAACUCUGACAGCCCGCUCCUCACCCUGCACAUAACAAGCUUCACAGAUGCUACCCUCGUAUCAUUGUGCUGGCCACACGUUGCUGCCGACGCGAAAGGUCUAACGGAGCUCGCCAAGGCCUGGAGUCUCGUUCUUGCAGGACGCGAAACCGAGGUUCAGCCCAUGUUGUCUUUCCGCGAUGACCCGAUGGCUACUGCUGGACGUGACCAGAGGUUCCAGGAGAAGCACUGGCAGGAACACUUACUUCUGACCGGUUUCUGGCUGUAUGUAUGUCUCCUACGCUAUCUGAUAGACAUGCUGUGGUGGCCAAAGAUGGAGAGCUCUGGCGUUUUCAUCUCAAAGGAGGCAGUUCAGAAGCUGAAGGCGGCAGCAGCUGAGAAUUUGCCUGAGCCAAAGCCUUUCAUCUCUGACGGUGAUGUCAUCUCAGCUUGGGCGUGUUCCAUGGCAGCAAGUGUCCUGACACCGACGUCGGACCGCACAGUUAGCAUCUUGAACGCUUUUGAUCUGCGCAAACGUGCCCCAUCUCUGUUCCCUGCAAGAGAAGGGGAUGGGUGCUAUAUCCAAAACGCUGUAUUCCCAAUUACCACGCUCGUUCCCGCACGGGUGUUGUGCUCAAGGGAAGGUCUUGGUCUCGCAGCCCUGGAGGUUAGACGUACGAUCGGGAAUGACAGCCAGGAGGCCCAAGUUCAUGCGCUCGCCAGGUUGAACAGGCGCGCUAUAGUUGACAAUGGGCUGGUUCCGAUCUUUGGAGAUACAAGCAUCUUUAUGAUCAAUCUAUCCAACUGGACCAAGGUUGGAGUCUUUCAUACUGUGGACUUUGGACCGGCCGUACUCUUCCGAAACUCUCGGACAAGAUCUGGGGUUCUCGAGAGCAAACCAGUCUUCUGUCAGGACGAAGGAGUCAGCGAGAAGGAUGUCUUUGCAAGGAACUAUUUCACGUUUGUAGAGGGUCCUGCAGGUGGCUAUUGUGUCCGAGGCUACCUGCCUCCGAAGGUCUGGCGUAAGAUUGAGCAAAGCAUAGACUCCGACGACACACUUUCGCCGGAUUCGGCCUUGGCGCAGCGACUGCUUGAUGAAGGAUUCACUCACACUGGCAAGGAAUUGAGCAAAGGGGAGGCUCUGAGAUGGGCGGCGAAACAAGUCAAUCUCGAGCUCCUGCAGUUGCUCAUCCGAGAAGGCGCCGAUGUCAACUCCAAGGGCGACAAGGAUGAGACUGCGUUCAUGUUCGCCGCGGAGUCUGGGGACUGCGAUCUCAUUCUCGCGCUUCACAAGGCCGGGGUCGACAUGGAGGCAGGGAACACGUCAGCACAGAGUGCCCUGCACUAUGCUGCGAUAGAUGGUCGCGAAGCCGCUGUGCGACUGCUCGUCAAUGAACUCAAAUUUCCGAUCGAGUAUCCCGAUGUUGAUGGGUGGACGCCUUUCCUGGCGGUGGCGCGAACCGUCCAGACUGCGAUGCUUGGAGUUCUGCGCGAGCUGGGUGCUAAUAUCGAUGCUAAAGACAACACGGGCCGCUCGGCUCUGCAUCAUGCCGCCAUCCGAGGUUCUCUCGAGAACGCGAAGCUUCUGAUAGAAUGGGGUGCGAGCCCCAGUCCUGCUGACGAAGAUGACUACACACCUCUGCACAGAGCUAUCAUCGCCAACCGACCCUCUAUUGUGCGGUAUCUGGUGGAGAUUGGGGCCGACAUCUCAGCGAUAAACAACAUCGGUCGUAAUGCACUCCAUACAGCCGCAUGGGAAGGGAAAAGCGAUCUUGUCGAAACCAUUCUGCAGCCGGGAACCAUCGAUCUCGAAGCCAAAGAUGGUACGGGCGAUACGGCUCUUUCGCUCGCAGCGUACCGCGGUAACACGGCUGUUGUUAGCCUGCUUGUUCAGAGAGGAGCGGCUCUAGACUGCGUCGACAACCGAAGCAACUCACUCCUGCACAACGCCACUCGCGGCUACUCUUUUGAGGUGAUUGACUUUUUGAUGAAGCAUAACGCCGAUAUUGAAGCGAGGAACGGAUCAAAGGCAACUCCAUUGCUUUUUGCGGCCCGAAACAGCGACUUGGGCAUGAACCGCUACCUGGAAAAGUACGGAGCAAACCUGUACAAGGUCGACAAAGAUGAUUAUACUGCGCUGCACCUGGCUGUCAUGACAGGAAAUCUAAGGCUAGUACGUCACUAUGUACGGUCCCGAGUGAGCCUCGAGGCGAAGACCAAAUGGGGCCAGAGCGCUCUGAGCCUGGCGGCGGAAGAAGGAUUCAGCGAAAUUGUCACACUACUUCUCGACAGCCGUGCCGAUAUAGAGACUGAGGCGACACAAGCGGGCUGCGAAAGGUGGCGGCCGAUUCAUUACGCCGUUUCCAAGGGACAUGAGGCAGUUGUAGAAAUCCUGCUGGAGAGAGGUGCCGACGGUUUUGCCAAGGAUGCAGACGGACGGACUGCUCUCUAUCUUGCCGAGGACAAAGAUCACACCAAUAUUGCAGAGCUCAUUCGGAGAAAUACACGAAUAGGCGGCAAGGUGUCCCAAGCCGUCCAAGUACGGUCCAUUGCGGGCUUGAUCUAUUCUGCUGGCUUCGGUGAUGCCACCGACCUAAAGCGUAGCAUUGAAGAGGGCGUCGAUGUCAAUGCGAUGGCAACGGAUGGCAACCGCGCCCUCAUCGAGGCUGCCAAGCGCGGAAAGAGUACUUCGAUGCUCAUGCUCCUUGAGGCAGGCGCGGAUCCAAAUCUGCAAGAUCUUUUCGGUAUGUCAGCGCUAUGGUGGGCGUGCUGGAUGAAGGAAGAGGAGGUCGUGCGACAACUUCUUUCACGAGGAGCGAGCACGGAGGUAGCGGAUCAAGACAACCAGACACCGCUUGCGGCAGCUUCUCUGCAGGGAUACGACGGUAUUGUGCAGAUAUUGCUCGAUCAUGGAGCCAAUCCCAACACGCCCGUUACCUACGGCAUGACACCGCUAAUCUACGCCGUCAACGAAGGUCAUACGCGCGUGGUCGAGCUCCUUGUAAAUGCCAACGUCGACCUGAACUAUGCACAGCCCGAUGGCGAGACAGCUUUGUCCCUCGCCAAGUUAGACGGGAACGACGAGAUCGUCAGGAUCUUGGAAACCAAGAUCCAAGAGGGCAAUGGGCCUUCUGUCUCAAGCGACAAGGCAGAUGACACAGGGUACACGGCACAAGAGAAAGAGAGAGCCCUGAAAUUAUCAAAGGCCGCACGAAAAGGAAGGACUGUUGAGCUUGAGAGGUUGCUCAAGUUAGGGACAAACAUGAAUUUGCUCGAGAAGUCGGAUAUUCCGUUGAUCUUGGCUGCGAAGCACGGUCAAGUCCACGCAGUGGCCAUGCUUCUCAGCCACGGAGCUCAAGUCGACAAGCGCGAUGAGUCGGGUCGGACAGCCCUGCAUUAUGCUGCGUGGAAAGGCCAGACUGAGAUUAUUCGGCACCUCCACAAGCAUGGAGCAACCAUCAACAGUCAAGACUACAGCCAGCGAGAUCCCCUUUCAUUAGCGGCAGAAGCUGGCCGCAAGGAUGCCAGCGCGCUGCUUCUCGAACUCGGCUCGAAAUUGGAUCACAGAGAUGACGAUGGCCAGACCCCUUUGUGGCAUGCUGCACAAGUUGGCCAUACAGACAUAGUGGAAUUGCUCGUUAAUGCCGGGGCAAACAUCAACUCAGCUAACCACGAAGGCUUCACUCCCCUAAGCCAGGCGGUUGACGAGCGAGACUUCCACACGGCCAGGCUUCUCCUAGAGAAGGGUGCCCGCAUGAUCCCUGUGCCAAAAACGAACUACUCACCGCUAUGCUUAGCGGUCUACAAUGGCGAUGAGGAUAUCAUCGAAUUACUCAACGAAUACAGAGCCGAUGUUGACCACCUAUCCAACUCACGUCGGACACCCCUGAUGAUCGCUGCUGAGGAAGGACAUGGUAUGGUCGUUCGGCAACUGAUUGAAAUGGGUGCUCGCGCCGACGCCAAAGACGACGAUGGAAGAACAGCCCUCUCCUAUGCCAAAGAGAACAGGCACGGCUCGCUCCUGUAUGAUCUCUGCAAUGCCGCAUGGCUGAGAGAAAAGAACGAGAGGGCUCUGAGAAGGACGCGGUACGAGGAGCUCUCGGAGAGAUCGAUGUACCAGUACAGCCGCUUGCAAGAAAGCGGGCAGAUACGCAUCAUGGAGUUGCACCCAGGGGAGCACGGCGACGUGAUUUCGUUCGAGCUGCACGACGUGGACCUAUCCCGGGUUCCUUCCUACGAGGCUUUGUCCUACGAGUGGCAGGAGAGACAAGGGAAUAUUCCUGUACAAUGCGGCGAAGAUCGUGUCCAUGUCACCCCGAACUGCAAAGCGGCCUUGGAAAGCCUGCGAUACAAGGAUAAAUCCAGGAUGCUUUGGAUUGAUGCGGUGUGCAUCGACCAGAGCCGUACCCAGGAGGUCAAUGAGCAAGUAUCCAUGUUCACAGAUAUCUACCGCAAGGCGAAGAACGUCAUCAUGUGGCUUGGAGAAGACGAUGAUGAUACCGAAAAAGGAUUUGGCGCCGUUCAAACGCUUGCCGGCCUCUACCCACUCGACAGAGCAGAGCGGCAUAAACUGCUGAAUAUCGCAUUUGAUGGGAAGGAAGAAGCAAGGGAGGCAUUGGCGUCCAUCAAGCCAUUAUACGACAGUUCAUACUGGGAACGGGCUUGGAUCUUCCAAGAGAUCAUUCUUGCAGGAUCCAGGGGUGUCGUCUACUGCGGUCCGUACAGCUGCAACUGGGACACGCUGAGAACUGGGCUGUUGGCUUACGAGCAAUGUGCAUCCCGAGCAAAUAACCUCUGCUUCAAGGCGAUCGUGAGCAUUGACAAUGCAUUCAAAGAGUCUGGUGGAGCCGAUAUCACCACCACGAUCGCCGCCAUGACGACGUUCCAGGCCACGGACCCGCGAGACAAGGUGUACGCAACGCUGAGAUUGGGCUCAGCCUUGCUGACGUCACAGCAGCUCAAACCCCCAGCCGUGGAUUACGAGCUGACGGUUCAGGAGGUGUACAUGGAAGCAGCUCGAUACUAUGUGCACGUCCGCGGAUCGCCCGGCUGGGGUCUCGGGAAUCGUCCAAGCAAGAAAGUCGUGGAGGGUUUACCAUCCUGGGUCCCAGACUUUGACUACGGAUCCCGGCGGACUGCUCUUGAGACUUACCAUGCUCUGUACGGCAAAGUAAAUCUGACCUCGACAGACCUGAGGGUGGGACGCGCCCCCGCGAUGACCCGUGUGUCUCUGCACAUCGGCGCCUACAUUGUCGACGAUGUUAUUUUCAGUGCUCAGAUCGCGAGAGAGAAGGAUAUAUAUGACAUUGUCAACUCUCUGGCUGUCGUUUUGGCAGAGCAGGGACAUGGAAUCUACGAUCCGCUCCCUCGUCAAGAUGGUCUUGCGACAGCCCCGGCGACCAAAUUGGAGGACACUAUUUUUGCAGCAAUGUUACGUGGCCUGCUCAACUUACGUAUUGGCGAUGAAGAACGGGACUUGAGUCAGGAUUCGGAUUCAGAUUCGGAAUCGGGUAUUGACGAGCCGGAUGAGGGGACCAGAACUCACAUCGCGAAGCCAGGACUCACGGACCCCGCUGCCGAAGACUCGAAAACGUCCCAAAACUUCAGUGAGGACGAGGACAAGGCAUCAGAGACCUCCUCAGUGGAUGACUGGAUUACUGUUAGUGAUCAUUCGGUAAAUAGCGAACUUCCAAUCCCCGAUGGGGAGCUGGACCAAAAUUCGUCGGAAGGUGACUCUCAAGAGGGUGACAUGUCAGAUGCUUCGCUGGGGUCUCCACAGACAUUCUCGUAUAAGCGGAUCGCGGCCUUUCUCGCCUGGAAGUUGUCUAUAGACAGCACUACUCCCGAGCUGUCAAAGCAUAUCCCGCCAUACUUGGAGUCCCUCGUGAGGGACUGGAACGACCCGGAAGAGAAGAGCGAGAAAUAUCUCGAGCAGUAUGCCGACAUGGAGAACAGUGCCCGGUAUGAUACAGAUAUUUUCUACACAACCAAAGGAUACUUCGGGAUCACCAAUGGCAACGAGGCUGCGGAGGGAUUGGUCGUUGCCCUCGUGAGCGGAGACUCACAACUGUCCUUACUCAGGCCAGGCGAGGAUGGUCAGCAGAAAUGGUACGAGUAUGUCGAUGACGCUAUUUUCACUCAUCUAUCCGGUGACAUCAAUACUUUGGACAUACUUGAUGCUACGGGGAGGAUAGAGAGGAUAGUAGUACGGUGA